This is a messenger RNA of Adelges cooleyi (spruce gall adelgid), 2367 nucleotides long. Its product is annotated as glucose dehydrogenase [FAD, quinone]-like. The coding region runs from base 267 to 2126 and encodes 619 amino acids. The transcript is spliced from 5 exons. Gene Ontology annotation, molecular function: flavin adenine dinucleotide binding; oxidoreductase activity, acting on CH-OH group of donors. Lineage: Eukaryota; Metazoa; Arthropoda; Insecta; Hemiptera; Adelgidae. The record is from RefSeq and is a predicted model, not a curated record.
GGUGGCGUUCGCACGUUUUCAGUCAGUAGUGCCUUCCUCGGUCUCCGGUGUCCGUAACAAGAUAAAAAAUGUAAAAAAGUCGUCAAUGUUUAUUUUAUUUUUGCACUCUUGUUUUUUUUAUUUUUAAUUCGCACUAUUCGCACGGCCGUCGAAUUAAAUAUUGAAAAAUCGUUGACAGAAAUUGAUGAGCGUACGCUUCGCAAUAUAGUUUUUAUAAUUGUUCGGUUUCUUCGAGAAAAACACAGUUGAUCUCAGCAGCACGUUCAAUGUGGACGUUUGCCUUUGCGGUCGCUUUGUUGGCCGCGCCCCAGGUAAACGGUCUGGGACCAACCACGGAGUUCCCACCUUUGUUCCCAGCGUUUUUGAAACUGGUGGCCGAGGGAGUGUCAACGUUGAACAAAGCGUCCCGGGACGUACCGAUAACACGUGUGGAAUACGACUUCAUCGUGGUCGGCGCAGGGUCUGCUGGGGCGGUGGUGGCCAGCCGACUGUCGGAAAUACCCAAAUGGAAGGUGCUACUAAUAGAAGCCGGCCAGGAGGAACAUUUCGUCAUGGAUAUCCCGUUGGCAGCAAACAUGUUGCAGUUUACUGAAGCCAAUUGGAAGUACAAGACUAUGCCGUCUGAUAACUAUUGCUUGGGUCACGAAAAUAGACAAUGCAAUUAUCCCAGAGGAAAAGUCAUGGGCGGCUCGAGCGUACUCAAUUACAUGAUAUACACUAGAGGACACAAGAAAGACUAUGACGCAUGGGCAAAAGCGGGAAAUGUCGGUUGGGAUUCGAAUCAAGUAUUAAAAUAUUUCAUGAAAUCUGAAAAUGCCAACUUGACUCUCCAAGAUCCGCAAUUCCAUCGACAGGGAGGUCUGCUCAGCAUAACGGAAAUCCCGUACAAAAGUAAAGUGGCCGUCGCUUUUGUCGAAGCCGGACGAGAAAUCGGUUAUCCCGUCAGAGACAUAAACGGUGAGAGUCAAGUGGGCUUCAACUACCAUCAAGUGACCAUGAAGGACGGCUUGAGGCACAGUACGAACGUGGCUUUUCUGCAUCCGGCCAGCAAGCGGAGGAAUUUGCACGUCAGGAAAAAUAGCCAAGUGACUCGGAUACUGUUCGACAGCUUGGGCACUCGUGCCAUCGGCGUCGAGUACUACCGAGGGAAAACCAAGUACAGGGUGUUCGCCAGAAAGGAAGUGAUCGUCUCGGGCGGUGCUAUCAAUUCGCCUCAUCUGCUCAUGUUGUCGGGAAUCGGCCCGGCCCAACACCUGACGGCCAAAGGCAUCAAGACGGUGCGCGACUUGCCUGUCGGCCGGAACCUGAUGGACCACGUGGCUCUGGGCGGCCUCACGUUCAUCGUCAACGAGACGACCUCGAUAAAGACUGAACGGAUCCUGGAAGAUCCCAACACGCUGUACGAUUUCAUGGUCAACCACGGGGGGCCAAUAACGGUACCGGGAGGCACGGAGGCAAUAGCGUUCUUCGACCUGAGCCGGCCCGGAGAUCCGCUGGGGCAUCCCGACCUGGAGCUGUUGUUCGUCAACGGCGCCGUGAGUUCGGACGAGACGCUGAAGAAGACGUUCGGCAUUACCGAUCACGUGUACAACCGCGUGUACAGGAAAACGGAACAGAAAGACUCGUACAUGGUGUUCCCGAUGAUCAUGAGACCGCGAAGCAAAGGGUGGAUCGAGCUCAAAGACCGCAACCCCUUCCGGUAUCCGGCCAUUCACCCGAAUUACUUUGCCGACGAACGGGACUUGGACGUCGUGGUCAAGGGCGUCAGGAUCUGCCAGCGGCUGACGAAGGCCACACCGAUGAGCGACAUGGGCGCCAGACUGUGGGACGUACCUAUGCCGGGCUGCGAGUCCCAUCGGUUCGACUCGGACGACUACUGGAAGUGCGCGGCCAGACAGCUGACGUUCACGGUGUACCAUCUGGCCGGCACCUGCAAGAUGGGUCCCCGGGGAGAUCCGACGGCCGUGGUGGAUCCCAGGCUGCGGGUGCACGGUGUUGCCGGGCUACGGGUAAUCGACGCUUCGAUAAUUCCAGUAAUACCGGCGGCGCACACAAACGGGCCGACCAUCAUGGUCGCCGAAAAAGGAUCAGACAUGAUCAAGCAAGACUGGGGCAUUGCCGUUUGACGUUGUUGGCUCUACGACGCGCUGUGACUGUGAUAAAAAUUGUAAAAAUUGGGUAAUUGGAAAAUUCAAUACCAACUGUACAUAUACACACCUGUACUGCAUAGUAUAUAUUAUAAUAAUAGUAAAUUAUUAUUAUUUGUUUAGUCAAGUGUAUAGUUAACAUUUUUUUUUUUUUUUGUAACUUUUGUAUCAGAUAAAUAAAAACGUGAACAUAAUAAACAACGUGUAUAAAAUGUACAAU